UUACAAGAAGAAGAAGAGAGCUGACCGUUGUGUGGCGCUUCGGAAAAAAUACCCAAUUCACUCUUCCUUCAUUUUCAAUUCCCAUUUCCUUCAAUUUUUUCAAAUUCUCUUUGGAGCAUUUAAUCAAACACCUUCAUCCUUUUCUAUUUAAUUUCAAUUUCUAUAUAUAUGCACCUCUAAUUCAAGCUGCUUUAACACCUCUUGGACUCCCAAGAUCUUCUUCUUCUUCAAUCCUUCUUUACUUCGUCUGUUCAGCGUCAGGGCUAUUUCACCUUAUGAACAGUAUGCGAGAUGAGAAAGAGGAAAAUAUGCGUCAAACUGGGAAGAAAGUUGCAAUCCGUGCAGAAUCUAGCAAAUCCUGUUUUUCCAAGAGAGAUACAGAAUCUAGCAAAUCCUGUUUUUCCAAGAGAGAUACAGAAUCAGAACUCAUUGCAUCAUGGAAGCUAAAGAAAGGCAGCAAAAUAUCGAAGGUUGAAAAGCACAAAUCUAAAUCUCAUGUAAAGACAACCAAGUCAACCCUGAUAAAAAAGAAAUUUCCUGAGUCUCCAAGCAAGGGAACAGGGAAUGACUCUGGAAGCAAAAAAUCCAUUAGUAGAAAACUUCUGCAUAAAAAGCUCGAUAAAAUCUCUUCCAAGAAGCUUGCAUCUUUGAAGCUUCAAGGUAAAAGUUCCUCACUUGUUAAUUCUAAGGGGCAUGGAAAAGUAAUUAAUGGUGAUGCUGAAACAAAGAAUCAAACGAAGAAGAAGAAGAGGCAAAAGGAGAAGGUGGAGCAAGAUGAAGCCUCACGCUUGCAGAGGAGAACAAGGUACCUAUUGAUUAAAAUGAAGCUGGAGCAGAACCUCAUUGAUGCUUAUUCUGGUGAAGGUUGGAAAGGUCAGAGCCGAGAAAAGAUAAAGCCAGAGAAGGAACUGCUGCGUGCAAAGAAGCAGAUACUCAAGUGUAAACUUGGAAUUCGUGAAGCUAUUCGGCAGCUUGAUUCUCUUAGUUCAGUCGGAUGUAUUGAAGGUUCUGUCAUUGCUCCAGAUGGAUCUGUUCACCAUGAACAUAUUAUCUGCGCCAAGUGCAAGUUGCGAGAAGCCUUCCCAGAUAAUGACAUUGUACUCUGUGAUGGAACAUGUAAUUGUGCUUUCCACCAAAAAUGCCUUGAUCCUCCAUUGGACACUGAGUGCAUACCUCCAGGAGAUCAGGGCUGGUUUUGCAGAUUUUGUGAAUGUAAGAUGGAAAUAAUAGAGGCUAUGAAUGCUCAUAUCGGGACCUGCUUCUCUGUUAACAGCAAUUGGCAGGAUAUUUUCAAAGAAGAAGCUGCUUUUCCUGAUGGUGGGAGUGCAUUGUUAAAUCAAGAAGAAGAUUGGCCUUCAGAUGAUUCUGAAGAUCAUGAUUAUAAUCCAGAAAGGAGGGAGAACAGCUGCAGCAUCAGUGGGGCGGAAACUGAUGAUGAUGCAAGCAGUUCUACCAGCUUGAGCUGGUCUUCAGAUGGUGAAGCUUUUUCCAAAUCUAUGAGGUGGGAGAUGGAGGGCAAUGACAAUAAGCAGUAUUCAGGUGAUAGUAGUAUAGGUUCUGAUGAAAACAGUGAUGGGGAAAUUAUCUGUGGCCGUCGACAGCGAAGGACAGUCGAUUAUAAGAAGUUAUAUGCUGAAAUGUUUGGAAAGGAUGCUUUGGCAUAUGAGCAGGUUAGUGAAGAUGAAGAUUGGGGUCCUGCAAAGAGAAGACGGAGAGAAAAGGAGUCAGAUGCGGUGAACACCCUUAUGACUUUGUAUGGAAGUGAGGAAAAAUGCCCAAAUGUUAAAGCCAUAGAAGUGAAGGAGAAACUUUCUUCUGAUGCAAAAAUUAGGAGGCCAUUCUUCAGAAUUCCUCCCAAUGCAGUUGAGAAGCUUCGCCAAGUGUUUGCUGAGAAUGAACUUCCCUCUAGAACUGUCAAGGACAACCUUUCCAAAGAGUUGGGUCUUGAACGUGAGAAGGUUAACAAAUGGUUUAAAAAUGCAAGAUACAUUGCGCUAAAAACAAGAAAGGUAGAGGAAGGAAACCAACUUCAUAAUGCUCCUAAAAUCUCCAAUGAACCGAGAUUGAAAGAUGCCUUAAAAGAAAAUGUGUUAUGCACACCAAAGAAUGUGAAGAGGAUCAAACAGAGAAAGGAUUCAAAAUCGCUGAGCAGUGGCUUGAAGAAAAAUCAACACAAAAGACCUUUAGAAUCACCUGCAAAUAGCAAUCAGGUAAGUGUUGAGUUGAGCGACGAUGUGAGCUUAAAGAAGCUUCUUAAAGCAAAAACAAAGAAGGACAAGAGAAAGGUCAAUUUUAUGACUGGCAUCGGAUUACAAGCAGCUGAAGCAGAGAUGGAAAGACUUUGUAAGGUUAAGGAUAGACUAGAAUUUUUGAAAGAGACAUUAUCCAGAGUUCAAAAUAGAAAUGGUAGGAAGUCAAGUAAAAGCCAUGUACAUGAUGAGUCUGUGAUUUAUGUUCCACUAGCAGAACUAAGGGAAAAAAUUUGACAUUGUUGAAGUUAUCUAUUAAUUGCAAGCAUUUUUUCUACAGUUUUGCAGGUGGUAAUUUCAAUGUAGCUUCUUU
Molecule: messenger RNA, 2562 nt
Organism: Pistacia vera
Lineage: Eukaryota; Viridiplantae; Streptophyta; Magnoliopsida; Sapindales; Anacardiaceae
Product: pathogenesis-related homeodomain protein-like
Exons: 11
Coding region: 276-2486 (736 amino acids)
Biological process (GO): regulation of DNA-templated transcription; chromatin organization
Cellular component (GO): nucleus
Molecular function (GO): chromatin binding; DNA binding
Source: RefSeq, a predicted model, not a curated record